AUGAGUAAGAACGGAACCAAAGAUCAUUGUAUGCUGUUUAAAGAAUUUGUAGACUUAAAAUGAAAUAUGUAAUUAUUUAUCUGUGCCUGAGUCUUCGUCUAGCAAUAAAAGAUGGCAAAAAAAGAGAAUGUUUGGAUUAAUGAUUUCGUUGUAUAUGAGAACUAAUUCAUGUCAGAAUGCCUCGAUUCUUCUGAUUUAGAAGUUCCUGGAACGACAGUGUAUUUUCCCGUAUAUCAAAAUCAUUCAAUUUCCAUACUUUGAUUUGUUUCCGAAGACAAAGAUAGAUGGCGCAGCUUAUCCAAGUUAUAUUUGAAACAUCGGCGCUCUUUGCAAACGAACUGUUUCUUGCCUUUGAGUGAAGACAGUGUCCAAUGAGAUGCUGAGAGAGAAGAAGCCUCUCAAAGAGGUUGGCGGCUGUUACGAACACUUGAGAGAAAAUGUGCUAGAAACGUGUUUCUCUCUUUGGUAGUAAAAGAGGAUUUUUAAGAUUUUUAAAAAAGCACAAAAUUUUCAUUUAUAUCGAUAGCAAAGAAUAUAACUUCAUGAAUGAUUAUGAAACAUCAUUUCGGAAGAUUUGAAAGAACACGUGAGGUAUCAACUGGUAGAAAAUUUUGCGUCUUGUAGCAUAUUUUCGUAAAUGGACAAAUAUUAUAGAUUGGAAGCAUGAUGGAAUUGCUUGGAAAAUGACGAAAAAUAUCUGAAAUAAAAUUGAGAAAAACAAAUGCUGCAAAGAUUAAAUUCUGUAAUUUAAUAAAAUUUCAGAAGGAAUUUUAAUAUUCUUUUUAAAUAUUAUCUUCUAAUCAAUACAAAGAAUCUAUUAUAAAUAUACAGAAAUAAGAAAUUCAUAUUCUUUUCAAUUAUGUGUGAGUUUAAAAACAAGCUAAGAAAUGGAAAGCCAUUUCUUCGUAAAAGAGAAAUGACGCCAAACGGAAACUGGACGAUGACUGAAAAAGGAACUGUUAUUUCCACACCAAGAUUUGAAUGGUUAAGGAAAAACAGACUUUUCCUAAUACUCUUCGUGUUUGCAAUCUGUAUUUUCAUACUGAUGGCUGCAACAGGAAUCUGCAUAUACUUCUUAUAUAUUCCUCAGGAAAAGAAAAAUUCUGUUAUAGAAAAUCCAUGUAACAAAAUGUUGUGCACCUUUGGUUCCCAAUGUCUCAUAGACGAAUCGACAAACAGAGCUUAUUGCCGUUGUGGAGAAACAUGCUCGGAUGUUUUCGCCCCUGUCUGUGGCAACGACGAUGUCACUUAUUCAAGUGAAUGCCAGUUAAGGUUAUCAUCGUGCACUCAACAACGACGGAUAUUUGUUCUCAGGCAAGGACCUUGUGAUAUUCAAGAUCCUUGCGAAGAAUUAAACUGCCAGUUUGGUUCAUUUUGCAAGCCGUCUAUCGAUGGCCAGACGGCUCGGUGUGUUUGCUCAGAAGAAUGCUCUCAUUAUGGUGGCAACCAAAAUCCAGUUUGUGGUAUAGAUGGCAAAAAUUAUCCCAAUAUUUGCGAACUGAAGAAAGCUUCAUGUAGACAAAUGAGGAAUAUUGAAGUGAAAUUUGAAGGCGUUUGCGAUCCUUGUGAUGGUGUCGAGUGUCCAACCUCACAAGUGUGCCAAUUGGAUGAAAGUCGCAAUCCUAUUUGCCGGUGUAAUUCUGUGUGCUCACCGGAUUUCCGACCAAUGUGCGGUUCGGACGGCAGGACCUACACGAACGAAUGUACGCUAAGAGUUGAAGCUUGUAAAUCCCGGAAAAAUAUUCGAAUUAUUUACACUGGCGAAUGCUCAAGUGGUGCUAAUCCUUGCGACAACCUCCAAUGCAGUCCUUAUCAGAACUGUGAUAUAGACGUUCACGGAAUCGCCACCUGCCAGUGUGAUGACGCAUGCGAGCCAGCUGUGCGACUCGUUUGUGGAUCUGACGAUCAAACAUACCUUAACGAAUGUGAGAUGAAAAAGCAAGGAUGUCUUCAGAAAAAGUCCAUCAAACUUGCCUAUAGAGGAGAAUGUGGUGAAAGGGGACCUUGUUAUCAAUACCACUGUGAUUUCGGAGCUAUGUGCUUCUUGAAAGGAGGAAUAGCGACCUGUGAAUGCCCCACCUGUACUGAAGAAUUCGAACCUGUAUGUGGAACAGAUGGAAUAUCAUACACCAAUAAAUGCAAACUUCGCCGAGAAGCGUGUGAGCAGAAAACUGAGAUAGCGGUCGCGUACAGUGGCUUGUGUACUGGCUGUGAAAAUAAAAGAUGUGAAUAUUAUGCUGUUUGUGAAAGCGAUGGCAGAGGAAAUGGGAGAUGUGUGUGCCCGAAAACUUGCAUCAAAGUUGAAUCUCUUGUUUGUGGCACUGAUGAAGUCACAUAUCUAAAUGAAUGCGAAAUGAGAGUCGAAGCAUGCAGAAAAGCUCAAUAUGUAAUGGUUGUAUCUAAAGGUCCAUGUGAUCUAUGUCGUCAUGUACAUUGUAAAUAUGGUGCUAGAUGUGAAGAGGGCAAAUGUGUCUGUCCGACGGAUUGCCCUAAGGUAUCUGAAACAGUUUGUGCAAACGAUGGGGUCACAUACAGAAAUGAGUGCGAAAUGCGUCAUGCUGCAUGUUUGCAUGACCAGGAACUCAACAUGCUUUUUUAUGGAGAAUGUGAUGAAGCUGGAGAAUCACAAGAUGAAGGAUCUGGUGCGGAAAUUGAUUGUGAAGAACGGACCUGUAAAUACGGGGGAGUGUGCGAAUACAAUACGGAUGGAAUAUCGCAUUGUGUUUGCAAUUUCCAUUGUCCCUCUACAUUAGAUCCUGUAUGCGGAUCAGAUGGAAAAUUAUAUGACAACGAAUGCAAAUUGAAAGAGGAAUCUUGUAAUCUCCAGAAAAAUGUCAUGCCUGUACAUAUUGAAAUGUGUGAAGAAUUUCGAGAGGUUCCCUGUGCUGGAGAAAUGCCAUUAAUUGAUCCCUCCACUAACAAAGAUUACUACUGUGGGGAUGGGAUCGGAUCCAAACUGUGUCCUCCCGGUAGUUAUUGUCAUAAGUCCUCUGCGUUCUCCAAAUGUUGCAGAGAAGUUAUCUUGAUUAAAACUUGUUCCGAAUCGUUGUAUGGGUGCUGUCCAGAUGGUAAGACUUCAGCUCAAGGACCAUUGAAUGCUGGAUGUCCGAGCGUUUGCAACUGUAACCGUCUUGGAUCGUAUGGGCUUACUUGUGAACCAAUUUCAAAACAAUGUUUCUGCAAACCUGGUGUUGGAGGACCAAGAUGUGAUAGAUGCGAGCCUGGCUACUGGGGUUUGCACAGGAUUACUGAAGAAAGCAAUGACGGAUGUUCCCCAUGUACCUGCAAUUUGUAUGGGUCUGUCCGUGAUGAUUGUGAACAAAUGACGGGACGAUGUGUUUGUAAGCCUGGCAUUCAAGGAAUGAAAUGUGACAUCUGUCCAGAAGGAGCCAUAUUAGGUCCAGAUGGAUGUGUGGACAAAUCCAUUGCUCAGCCAGUGAGUGGAUCUUGUGAGAAUCUAAUAUGCUUCCACGGAGCUGAAUGUAGAGAAACCGAGGACAAUCAAGCUCAGUGCAUCUGCGAUUUCACUUGUUCCCCAGAUGAGAACAAAGAUUUGGUUUGCGGGUCCGACGGAAACACAUAUGGUUCGGAAUGCCAGAUGAAGCUUUUUAGUUGCCGAUAUCAAAAGACAAUAACAGUAGAAGCGCAUUUUCCUUGCCCUGAAGAUUCAAAGAAAAGCAAACAAAACGUCCCCAUAUUUUUGAAACAUUCCAGUCUUCCACAUGGUAGCAAAACAUCGCAUCUGAAUAGAAAAUCAAGAUCUAGAUUUUUACCUGGUGAAUUUCAUCGUAGAACAAACAGACACUUCAAAAAAGGAAACAAAAGAUCCGGAUCUUCACUGCUGCAACAAAUAUCGAAUUCUACAGCAUCAAAAACUUUCGAUCGACUAUUCAUUGAUAUUGAAUUCGUUGCUCUAAAAAAGAAUGGAGUUAUUUUUUAUUGUGAUCAAAAAUUUGCAAACAAAAGUAUCUACCUUCUACUAACAAUUCGAAACAAGUUUCUUGAGUUAAGAAUCAAGGGGCUUAAUGAGACAACAAUUUUAAGGUCGACAGUAUUUAUCACUUUAGGGAAGACUCAUUUGGUAUCUAUCCGGAAUUAUCCUCAGUUUACGGUGAUGUACUUGGAUAAAAAAUGGGCAGACAUGAAAGCCAAUACAGAAUCUUUUAUAACAAGAGAGGAAUCUUUGAAUAUUUUCACUCGUGGAGUUCCAAAAUAUUUUCAAAGAUUCGAGAUAUUGGAUUUUCACUUGAACUCAGUUGGUUAUGUUCACAACUUUACAGUAGUUAGAGAGGAAUUCCAUGAAAACAGCACAAAUAAAAAGAUUCCUACGAGAUUUUCAUUUACAAAUCUCAAGAAUAAGUCAAAAAUUAUGGAGAUGGAAAACCCACUGGAUUUAAAAUUGAGUGCAGUCGACCUUGAAAGAACGAGUACAAAACUUUCCUUUCGAUCAAAGCCAAUGCAGUUGUGUUCAUGGACUGAAAGUUCGACAAGAAAUAAAGAAAGAAAAUUCAAAAUUGUACUUAAAGAUGGAAGAAUCCGUAUGUAUAUCUUAGCAAAUGGAAUUACACAGAUGGUUCAGCAUCAAACACUUCUACUGAACAACGAUGAGUUGCAUACGAUACAAAUUAGAAGGUCAAAUAAUGGAGUUCAACUGUAUGUAGAUGGAAUUCUUAAUUCUGAGAAUAUGAGAGAUAGACGAAUGUAUAGCGGGGAAUUUAAUCAAUACACAUUGGACUUUUCGAAGCAGGAUGUUAUUAAUUCAUUUUCCACUUGGAAAGGAUGUGGGACUAGAAUUUUCAUUAAUGGAACUUCUCUGGAAUUCAGCUUUUCACAGAGGUGUUACAGAGAUCCUUCUUGACAACUGCAAAAGUGAAUCAUAUAUACUUGGACAUAUCAGGACUUAGUAUUUGCAAGAGAGACAUUUGAUAGAAAACUCUUCCAUCAUUGAGUUACAUAUCAUCAUGUAAAAGAAAUUUUCAUACUAAUUCUUGUGUACGUAGUCUUCAU
Molecule: messenger RNA, 5007 nt
Organism: Argiope bruennichi
Lineage: Eukaryota; Metazoa; Arthropoda; Arachnida; Araneae; Araneidae
Product: agrin-like
Exons: 26
Coding region: 860-4858 (1332 amino acids)
Biological process (GO): multicellular organism development; cell differentiation
Molecular function (GO): protein binding
Source: RefSeq, a predicted model, not a curated record